UCUCACACACACACACACUGAACACACACACACUGAACACACACUCCGUGCAGCAGCGGCAGAUCUCCGCCAGGGAACAAGACGCUCGCAGAUCUGCGCUGUUUCGGGGGGAACGGAUCCUAAUCCGGUACUAACGGAACCAGAACCCAGUACCACAAGCAGGCAGGUGUGACCGGGGGGGGCUCCGUUAGCUGGUCCGGUUCUGCUGCUGCUGGAGGAGGAAACGUGACAGGAAUCAAAGGGGAUCGAUGGUCUUAGGUCCAUCAGGAUGAUGAUGAACUCUGCAGAGAAGAUGAAGAAGAAACCUCCAAAAGACAGUUUGACUCUGCUGCCAUGUUUCUACUUUGUGGAGCUGCCCAUCGUGGCUUCCUCCAUGGUGUCUCUGUACUUCCUGGAGCUGACUGAUGUGGUCCAGCCGGCUCAGGUGGGCUUUCGGUGCCAUGACAGGGAGCUCAGUAUGCCUUACGUGGACGGAGGAGACGAACUGAUCCCCCUGCUGAUGCUGCUGAGCCUCGCAUUCGCUGGACCUGCUGCCUCGAUCAUGCUGGUUGAAGGCCUCAUCUACUGCCUGCAGUCCAGACUGAAGCUCCGCAGACCUGAAGGAAGCAUCAACGCAGGAGGCUGCAACUUUAACUCCUUCCUGAGGAGGACGGUGCGCUUUGUAGGUGUGCACGUGUUCGGUCUGUGUGCGACGGCUCUGGUCACUGACAUCAUCCAGCUGUCGACAGGUUAUCACGCCCCGUUCUUUCUCACCGUCUGUAAACCCAACUACACUCUGGCCGGCGUCUCCUGCGACAGAAAUGCUUACAUCACUAAAGACAUCUGCUCGGGACACGACCAGCACGCCAUCAUGGCCGCCAGGAAAACUUUCCCUUCCCAGCAUGCAACUCUGUCAGCCUUCGCUGCUGUUUAUGUUUCUAUGUAUUUUAACUCGACCAUCUCCGACAGCACCAAGCUGCUGAAACCCGUCUUGGUGUUUGCGUUCGCCAUCGCGGCAGCGUUAACGGGCCUGACUCAGAUCACUCAGCAUCGCAGCCAUCCCAUCGACGUCUACGUGGGCUUCCUCAUCGGAGCCUUCAUCGCUGCUUAUCUGGCUUUUCACGCUGUCGCCAACUUCAAGUCCUCUGAUGACAUCAUUCCAGCCCCGCCUCCCCCACCCCCAAAGGAGGACCCUCUGCGAGCGCUGACGGAGCGAGGACACGAGUCCGUCUACAACAAGGGCCCUGCCUCCGCCUCGGAGAGUAACGAUGAGAUAGCAGCAGCUCCGGCCCCCAUAGACCGGCUGGAAGGCCUGGGGCCCCUGCAGAGGGAGAAGGACUCCAUGGGGAGCCUGAAGAGGGCCAGCGUGGAUGUGGAGCUGCUGGCCCCUCGCAGCCCCAUGGGCAAGGAGACCAUGCUGACCUUCAGUAACACACUGCCGAGGGCUAGCAUGAAUGUUAACGGAGUGCUGGGCACCAACACGGGACCAGAGGAUCUGGUACAGCCGGUGCAGCCGGUGCAGCCGGUGCAGCGGCGUCUGAAGGCGGUGCAGGUUCCCAUGGACCCAAUGCGUUCACAGCAGCUGGUGUCAGAGUGGAAGCAGAAGUCGAUGGAGAUGAGAGGCCUGAGUGUCCGGGAUGAGAUGGAGAGAGAGGUCAGCGAGGACGGCUCUGAGGUGGGCUCUGUGGGGACAGACGAUGGGGGGUCUCAGGUCCCCAUCUACCAGCCCACAGUGCAUUCUGGGAGGGCGCCUUCUAGCCGCAACCCCACUCCGCCUCCCGGGGGCGCCAAAGCUGUGGCAACUCCCAGACCGCCACAGAUCCCUGAAGCAGGACCCCCGCCAGUAUCCCCAAAGAGCGCCCUGACCAGGGCCAAGUGGCUCGCCAUCCGAGAGAAAACAAGUGGGGAGGGGUCAAAUCGUGGUGCUGCCAACCAGCCUCGACUCAUGCAGGUCAUCGCCAUGUCGAAGCAGCAGGGCCUCCUCCCCUCCUCCUCCUCUGGGGAGAAAUCCUCUGAGACCACCUCCACCUGCUCUGCCACCUCCUCCACCACCGAUUCUCCACACUACCGUCCCUCCUACGAGCAGCGGGAAGGGUCAGGUAUCAUUACGGUAGAUGCCCACGCCCCUCACCAUCCUGUGGUCAAAGCCCCAACACCUCCUCUAGCCCCGCCCCUCGCAGGUAAUGGUAACCCCUGGGAGUGGGCAGGUGCACCCAAAGGGGGCGACCCGCGAGACACCUAUGACCUCAACAGCCUGAACCGGGGAGACUCCGCUGCCCGUGGCAGCAGCUUCAGGCCCCACCGAUCUGCCUCACCACGAGCUGUUGGCAACCCUGAGCCCAACCCGCCCCCACCCAAUCCACAGGUGGAGACGUCAGUGGAUGCUCAGCGACGGGAGAUGGCCAUGAGACGCAAGACUGCGCUCGUUCUGUUGGAUCGAGAGGUUCGUAACCAGACUGAACAAGAGAACUAUUACAAGAGUUUGCAGGGACGAAGGUUCAAGGAUUAGACACUUACCUUUCAAAAUAAAAGCCUUAUUUUGGUCACUAACAGCACAGUACCCGGACAGCAGUGAGGACCAUGUUGCUAUGCAUUUCUUGGGCUUCAUGUCAUGCAAAGUUGGAGUUGCAAAAAUGAAAGUUUCCAUUCAGGAAGGUCAGACUUGUCAGUGGCUCAACACUCGGGACAGUUUUCUCUCAAAUUAAAAGACACGUUAAUGCGCUGCCGUAUCACAGCUGUUACAAUAAUUCUUAUCAAGUUGAAGCCCCUUUUAAGGACACUUUACAUGCAGAAAACAAACAAGAAAUGCAUUAAUUAAAAGCUUUUUUUGCCCCAGUUUAAAAGGUGGAAUGUGUAAGAUAUGGACAGAAUAUCAUUUCAAACAUUCACAAAAUGAACUAACAUUAUCAGCAGACUGCGAAGAAACGACAGCAUUGACGUCAAAGGCGUCUAGAAAACGUUGAGAGAAAUGAAAGUAAUUAAACCCACACGGACACUCACGGUACCAACACUCUUCUUUUUCCUGAUGACCAGAAGCUUCCAGUUUGGUUCAACCCAUCCUUCAUUUUAAGUGGAGAGAAAAUCGUCCACAGCGUUGAGCCGCUGAGCAGGAAGCUGGAGAGUUUCCAUGGCAACUCAUUCUGUGGAUUAUGUGACGUUCAGACGGAGUGAGAAGAGCUCAGAGCCGAUUCUAAAGAUUCAUUCUGGAAGCACAAACAUUGACCCCAGACCACGUUCAGGAGCAGGCCCCGCCUCCUCCGUGGGGCGUGGCCUGUGACAGUGUUACCUGUGGAGAGCUGACGGUGAGAGAUGAACAGACGUUGUCACUCUGAUUGUAUAUUACCUGGACGAGUGUGUCGUUGCCUUUAUAUUGUGAUGGUCUGGUUGCUAUAGUGGUUCUCAGCAUGUUUGUUUGUGUGCUGCUUUCUGAUUGGUCGAGGCUGUAAGUCUGUUCAGAGUUUAUGUGUGUGUGUGUGCGUGUGUGUGUGUGAAUCUGAAUCUGAAUGUGUGUAUUUAUUAAGGGAGGACCUUUAUGAGAAUUUAUACAGAAGUUGAUAUUUAAAGAUACACUCACUGAUUUUGUUACAGAACACAAAAAGUCAUCAGUUCAUCUGCUGAUAUUAAACGUCUGGUUUCAUAUUUUUCUUUUGAAUUAUUAAAAAUCAUUUCAUAGCUAGUAGUGAAGAAAACGAGGAUGAAAAGCAAAAUGUUUUUAAGAAUUGUCUUUUAAGAAACUGAAUCGAGCUUAAUCGCACAGUUUUAAGAGCACAGCAAUGAAACUAUGCAGGAAGUUUCAAAUUUUGUAAUGUUACCAAAAUAAGAUGUUAUUUUGUUUUAUGCUGUUAUUCUGUCGUACUAAACUGGUAAAAAGGACAUUUUCCCCUCUUAAUAUUUACUCUGGAGAUAUGUGAUUAUUUCCCCCCUCACAGUGACACUAACACUCACACACAGGAACAGAAACGGAAGCUGAACAAACAUAAAACAUCUUUCUGUCAAAGACUCGCUGCGCCUCUGAAGCCAAAUCAAAGAGUGUGUCUGUAAAUAUGAAAUAGUGAUAAGCCAAUAGCGAGUCCCUGUCCCUGUCCCUGUCCCUGUCCCUGCUGUUAAUGUGUCUGUGUGGUGUUGCAUGUGUCCACAGUUUGAUUUCAAAUCAGACGGACGUCCUCGAGUUUUUCUGUUUAAUCCCCAGAGCAGAAAAGACUGCUGAACAUUUCCAUUCGAAUGUAAGAACUCAUUUAUCUCGAACAUGUACAUUUUGUGACUGGAAACAGUAAAAAGAAAAAAAUCCUGCUGCUAUAAAAAGAGUCAAAUCUGUGAAACUAAGAGAAGAAGAAGAAGAAGAAGAGAGCUGAAACCGUUUCAGACUGAAGGCUGGAUGCUGCAUGCUCUGUAUGAUGAAACGUUCAAAUUAAAAGUUAUUCUUGAUCA
Messenger RNA from Scatophagus argus, 4407 nucleotides. RefSeq names its product phospholipid phosphatase related 3b (gene plppr3b). NCBI's taxonomy places the organism in Eukaryota, Metazoa, Chordata, Actinopteri, Scatophagidae. The transcript is spliced from 8 exons. Bases 269 to 2488 code for a protein of 739 amino acids. Gene Ontology annotation, biological process: phospholipid dephosphorylation; phospholipid metabolic process; signal transduction. Gene Ontology annotation, molecular function: phosphatidate phosphatase activity. The record is from RefSeq and is a predicted model, not a curated record.